Sardina pilchardus (European sardine) is the source of this 2418-nucleotide messenger RNA. It is a transcript of the gene rtca, whose product is annotated as RNA 3'-terminal phosphate cyclase. Gene Ontology annotation, molecular function: RNA-3'-phosphate cyclase activity. Lineage: Eukaryota; Metazoa; Chordata; Actinopteri; Clupeiformes; Clupeidae. The record is from RefSeq and is a predicted model, not a curated record. Gene Ontology annotation, biological process: RNA processing. Bases 430 to 1524 code for a protein of 364 amino acids. Gene Ontology annotation, cellular component: nucleus. The transcript has 11 exons.
CCUACAUUUGCGCAUGCGUCAAGCUUUCUGGCGUUGCAGUGUGGCAAGUCUACUGGAGCAAGCAACGCGAUUACCUCAGAAACUGAGUCAUCCUGCCCGAUUUAGACAUUUAUUUAUCACUUACAGUUUGCAGAACUGUCCAGCGACCACAUUAGACGAUUUUGUCCCGGGUUGUUUGGCUAGCUAUUACGCAGGAGAAGAUUGUGCAGAGUGCGCAUUGACUCUGUUGGGAACUUCGCGAUUGUCUCUCAGCAUUGUUUGUGCUCAGCUGCCGGCUAACACCGUUUUUGCCGUUUGGAGGUCAGGCUUCCCCACAAGCGUAGCUGUCCAGCUACAGCAUCUUCUCUCCUCGCAGAGAUACAGCGCAUCAGUACAGUUCUCAGAGUGAAAUUGUGGACAAGUUUGGGUAAUUUUCUUUCUCUCUCAAAAAUGGCCGCAACAACGUUCGAAAUGGACGGAAGUGUGAUGGAGGGGGGAGGCCAAAUUUUGAGAUUGUCUGCUGCUCUUAGCUGCAUUCACGGCACGUCAAUCAAAAUAAACAAAAUUCGAGCUGGCAGAAGCACGCCAGGUUUAAGGCCUCAGCAUCUGAUGGGUCUGGAGCUGGUCAGGGACCUGUGCGGUGGCAGUUUGGAGGGCGCUGCGAUCGGAUCCACAGAAGUCACUCUCUCUCCUGGCACAAUCAAAGGGGGCAAUCACAUCGCCGACACCCAGACCGCAGGGAGUGUAACACUGCUGAUGCAGGUGUCGAUGCCGUGCGCCCUGUUUGCCCAGGGUCCCUCUGAGCUCUGCCUGAAGGGCGGCACCAACGCCGAGAUGGCGCCACAGAUCGACUACACCCUCAAGGUGUUUAAGCCCAUCGUGGAGAAGUUUGGGAUAAACAUGGACUGUGACCUGCGGAUGAGGGGUUACUACCCUAAGGGUGGUGGAGAGGUGGUGCUGAAGGUGAACCCGGUUAAAGAGCUCAGCCCCAUCAACAUGAUUGAGCGCGGAAACAUCACCAAGAUCUACGGCAGAGCCUUCACAGCCGGAGUCCUGCCCUCCAAGCUGGCGAAGGACAUGUCCACGGCAGCGGUGCGCGCCAUCAGGAGGGAGAUCAAGGAUCUGUACGUCAACAUCCAGUCCGUGCAGGAGAAGGAGAAGGCCUGCGGCAACGGCAAUGGCAUCAUCAUCAUCGCUGAAUCCUCCACUGGCUGCAUAUUUGCUGGCUCUGGUCUAGGGAGGAAAGGUGUCUAUGCAGAUAAGGUGGGCAUUGAAGCUGCUGAGAUGCUUCUCAGGAACGUCCGACACAACGGCUGCGUGGACGAGUUCCUUCAGGAUCAGCUCAUCAUCUACAUGGCCCUGGCUAAGGGGACGUCUCGCAUGCGUACCGGCCCCAUCACCCUUCACACACAGACCGCCAUCCACGUCGCCGAGCAGCUCACCAAGGCCACGUUUGCGGUCCGCAAGGCGGAGGAUGAGAACGCCAGCAACGACACUUACAUCAUCGAGUGCCAGGGAGCAGGCGUGGAGAACCCCCAUCUUUGAACACACACGCUCACACACACGUACGCACACACACGUACGCACACAUACGUACACACACACACACAUACACACACACGUACACACACUACUGUUAUCCGUUGGUCGGGGGGGGGCGGGCAGGCAGGCUGACCCCCACCCCCCUCACCCCCAGUGAAGGAGUGAUCAUUAAUUUCUAGUCUGUGCCCCCCCCUCCAGUAAGCCCCCCCCACCCUCUCUGUGUCUCAGGGCUUAUCCGUACACUGUAAUGUCCAUUCCUCUGACCUCACCUGCCCAGCUACCAAUCAGGAAGAGACUUCUCUCUGCUCCCCUCACUCAUAGCCAAUGAGCUUCUCUCACUCAGUCUCACUCACACACAGAGAUCCUCUCCCAGAACACUUCUCCCCGUUUCUCACUACACCAGCUAGUGCUGUUAACGUAGGGCAGCCAACAGGGUCAAACAGCAUACUUAGCCAGAGUAGUGCACUGCAUCUACACGGAUCAUCCAUAUUAAACUGGAGAAGUGUACUGCAUCUACACGGAUCAUCCAUAUUGAACUGGAGAAGUGCACUGUACACAUAUCUUCCAUACUAAGCUGGAGUAGUGUACUGUGUCUGUAAGGAUCAUCCAUACUAAACUGGAGAAGUGUACUGUAUCUACACAGAUCAUCCAUACUAAACUGGAGAAGUGUACUACACAGAUCAUCCAUACUAAACUGGCGAAGUGUACUGUAUCUACACAGAUCAUCCAUACUAAACUGGAGAAGUGUACUACACUGAUCAUCCAUACUCCAUGUGGGGACCACAAAGCUGCUCCUAGAGUCUCCUAAAUUAUUUAAAUUCUUUUGUUUUCUGUCACACUGAGUGCUCUCGAGGAAACACCCAGCUGGGGGGGUCUAGGAGGGUGUGUUCCUCAAAA